UUGUGCAUUGAGACGCCGGCUGGUGUGCCGGAUUGGACCAGCAGCACGGACGGGCAGCGCGUCGUCGCUACUGCUGAUUUUCUAGUCGAGCUUAAUGGACGAGGCCCUCUUCCUCCACUGAAUCCAUUCAUCUCCAAAUCACGACCUUCAGCAGAGACAACCGCCGUUCGGCCGAAGCCAACAGCCAUUCUUCCUGCCUUUCCAGUUUUGCCAGUGACUGAACCGGCUGUUGGUAUGCCUUGCAUUGAGUCGACCGAGCUUGAGAGAAGUCCCCUUUUCGAAACCGAAGAAAGAGCUGUGAUUGGUGUCGACGGGGCUUCUGCUGGAGAUAUUUGGGCUGACUGA
Messenger RNA from Protopolystoma xenopodis, 345 nucleotides. The record is from the annotation of a GenBank genome assembly. Lineage: Eukaryota; Metazoa; Platyhelminthes; Monogenea; Polystomatidea; Polystomatidae.